AUGCCCCCUUCAAGCCAAAGAACCUUCGAGCUCAGUAUCAGAGUCACUCAAACUCAGGGCAACGUAUCUGAGCUCCAAGCAUCGCCCACCACUCCCCAGCAGCUUUUGCAGCUGGUUAGACGCCGUAUAGUCGAAGCUGAGGGGCCCGAGUAUUUCGAAUACCAACAGGUCUCGCUUGAAGCUGGGUCCUUCGUGGUACGAAGCUUCUCCAGGGAUGGCAAUGUGGAACAAGCAAACCCAACCUUGAGCUACAAUACACUAGACAGGGUGCUCUCGGUGACCAUGUCAAGCAUGACCCACGGCAGCGCGUUUCUUUGGGGAGUAACCGAAAUGAUUGACAGCCUUAGCCAAGGAUACUUCACCAGGAACGAGUUCAGAUAUCUGAUGAUGGGUGGGAAUGACGGAUUCUUCAGCUUUCCCGCGCCGUGGGCCGCUGGCAGCUAUAAAGAACCCGAUUUCCACAUUAUCCACCCUAACACAUUGCUACCUACAGUGGUUAUUGAAUGCGGAUACUACAAUGAAAGCAAUACCAAGCUGCAAUGUGAUAAAGAUCUUUGGAUGCUGGGCGGAGCACCGCAUGUCAAUGUCGUUAUCCUGAUAAAGUGGGAUAAAGAGGUGGAUAGUAACCGCGUAUCUGGGUGGAUCGAAUUGCAUCGCCGCGGGGAUAAUGGUGCCGCUAUACGGAAGGACAUCUUCCCAGCUCCUGCUCCUGGAACGCCUUGGGAGAGCGAGAGCAUCGCCUUGUACAGAAGCGACUUUUAUUCGGGAGGCGAAGUACCACCUAGAAGGAAUAGAAACGAUAUCUGGCUAUGGAACUUGAACCGCCUGAGAGACAUUGCAAGGCAGAGAAUGGCCAUUGAGGGACUUGUUCCAGCUUAG
Aspergillus neoniger CBS 115656 is the source of this 879-nucleotide messenger RNA. RefSeq lists its product as uncharacterized. Lineage: Eukaryota; Fungi; Ascomycota; Eurotiomycetes; Eurotiales; Aspergillaceae. The transcript has 3 exons. The record is from RefSeq and is a predicted model, not a curated record. Bases 1 to 879 code for a protein of 292 amino acids.